UUUUUACAAAUAUUUACUUGUUUUAUUUAAAAAUUCGGAAUAUUAGACAUAUUUUAUUUGUAAGUGGAUUUUAAUGGAAAUUUUGGUAAUGUUUUGAAAGUUUUAAACUUCAGUUUAUACUAUCCUGUAAAGCCAAAAGAGACGCUACUCGCAGCCCCUGAUUGUAGUCCAGUCUUUGCGUCAGAACUACACUUCCCAUGAUGCAUCGCGCAUGUCGGCGUCUCGUCAGCAGCGUUCAGCGCUCACCGGAGCAUCCCGUAUCAGAGCGACGAGCAGCGAUCCUCAAACGAUGAUUUUUGCCUUUUUAAUUCUCUGUAGGUGAUGGUCGCACACCCGAGAGGAUUUCUUCAGUAUGAUCCGCGCAUUGGAAUAUUUCCCGAAUGUUGUCCUUUAAGUGAGCAAUGUCAGCUGGUUUUUCAUCCAUCGGGAUUAACGCACAAAUUGCAGGAAGAUGAAGAAGCAAUUCAACCGAAUGCGACAGCUCGCUAACCAGACAGUGGGCAGGUGUCUCAGUCAUCAUGGAUCUGUGGAAGAGAAAGCUUCAGAUCUCCACCCGACGAAAACCCAAAGCCCAUUCUGAGGCUGAGAAAACAGAAGUUCUGAAUGAAGAUCUACUCCAGGCGGAGAAACGUCUGGAACUAGUUAAGCAGGUUACCCACAGCACACAUAAGAAGCUGACCGCAUGUCUGCAGGGUCAGCAGGGUGUAGAUGUGGAUAAGAGGUCCGUCAGGUCUCCUUCAAAGAAACUUCCUCUAACAUCAUUGGCUCAGUGUUUGGUGGAUGGUGCAGCUAUAUUGGGCGAUGAUUCUCUAUUGGGUAAGAUGUUGAAGAUCUGUGGAGAGACACAAGACAAACUCGCUCAAGAACUUCUGCUGUUUGAACUCCAAACCGAGCGAGAUGUCAUUGAUCCGCUCUAUAAUCUUGCUGAGAUCGAAAUUCCCAACAUUCAAAAGCAGAGAAAACAUUUAGCUAAACUGGUAUUGGACAUGGAUUCUGCUCGUGCGAGGUGGCACCAAUCAUCCAAAUCUACUCUGUCCAAUAAAGAAACAUCAACGGGGGCCAAAGCCGACGCCCUCAGGGAGGAGAUGGAGGAGGCGGCCAAUCGCAUGGAGAUCUGUAGGGAUCAGCUCUCGGCAGACAUGUAUAGUUUCAUGGCCAAAGAAAUUGACUACGCAAACUACUUUCAAACAUUGAUAGAAGUCCAGGCAGAAUAUCACAGGAAAUCUUUAGAGCUGCUCCAGAACAUCCUGCCACAGAUUAAAGCUCAACAGGAGUCAUGGGUGGAGAAGCCGUGUUAUGGGAAACCGCUGGAGGAACAUCUGUGUCUGAGCGGCAGAGAAAUCGCAUUUCCCAUUGAAGCGUGUGUGACCAUGCUGCUGGAUUGUGGCCUACAGGAGGAGGGUUUGUUCAGAGUCGCUCCAUCCGCCUCUAAGCUGAAGAAAUUAAAGGCGUCGUUAGAUUGUGGCGUUCUGGACUUUCAGGAGUAUUCAGCCGAUCCUCACGCCAUCGCAGGUGCUCUGAAGUCAUACCUGCGUGAGCUGCCUGAACCUCUGCUGACCUUUGACCUGUAUGAAGAGUGGAUACAAGCGUCAAUUAUUCCAGAUCAGGACAAACGUCUGCAGGCGUUAUUAACCACAUGUGAGAAGCUGCCGAAAGCCAACAGUGACAACUUCAAGUAUUUGAUUAAAUUUCUUGCCAAGCUAAAUGAGUAUCAGGAUUAUAAUAAGAUGACAGCAGGAAACAUUGCAAUAGUUCUGGGGCCAAACCUGCUGUGGGCGAACACUGAGGGAAAUAUUACAGAGAUCAUGACCACAGUGUCACUACAGAUCGUGGGGAUCAUUGAGCCAGUUAUUCAGCAUGCUGAUUGGUUCUUCCCCGGAGAGGUUGAAUUUAAUGUUACGGGUAACUACGGCAGCCCCGUCCACACCAAUCACAACGCCAACUACAGCUCCAUGCCGUCUCCUGACUUGGACCAAUCGGAUCGCAAGGUGCAGGACCAGAACAGAAGACCCCUCAGUGUUGCCACGGACAACAUGAUGCUGGAGUUCUACAAGAAAGACGGCAUCAGGAAAAUUCAGAGUAUGGGAGUGCGAGUGAUGGACACCUCCUGGGUAUCUCGGAGAGGUUCCUCGUCGUCACGUAAGAGUUCGUCGACCCCACCCGGCGUACAGCCGCCCGUGCCGCCCACUGAUUCGCUGAACCCUGAGCAACUGGGCGAUCUCUCCACCUCCCCCUCACAGACUCCGCCCCCGAUUAGUAGUGACAGAACAAGCUCUGAUGACACGCCGUCCUAUUGGUCGGAUUCCUGUUACGCCUGCCCCUCCCCUGAGGAGGAAAGGCCUCCCCCUCCGUACCCGUUCUCUUCCUCCUUUUCGUUUUCUCACCCCUCGCCCAACCCUCGACCGGAGCCCUGCGCGCGUCCGGUCUUUCCCGAACCCAGCCCGUCUCCUCCUCCGCUGUCCGCCCGCUGGUCCGUUUACACCCCUCCUCCUGUCCUUACGUCCUCCAACUCUCUAGAUAUCAACUCCAACCCUAAACCCAGUUUCCUGCACCUGUCCAAACAGGGCUCGGUGCCCGCCGACCCCCCGCAUGCGCCGCACGUUGAUUCUACCCCCCCACCCGUAUACAUCAAACCCCCGCUUGUGCUGCCUCGACAUGACGCCCCUCACCCUAACUUUACCCCUCACGCUGCUUCUCCACCAUGGGCCGCCGGUGUACGAGAGAGGGGACUCAGAGUUGCUAGUUCUCCUAAGACCAGAGAGCCGUCGCCUGUGAUUGGUCAAAGAGGAAUUUCACCUACAGCUCCCUCUGGUGGACAGAUACAGUUAUCAGACCAGAGUCCUCACACACUGCGCAAAGUUUCGAAAAAAUUGACCCCCAUCCCUCCCAAGGGUCCGUUUUCUCCACCCGCCGGCGUGUCGGACCUGUCUCCUGGCCCCUCUCCCGUCAGCCUGUCCCCGACCCCUCCCAGCACUCCCUCAUCGUACGGCUUCAGUUACCCGCAGGGCGGCUCCACCCUCACCUCCCCCGGUCACGCCCACAGUCAGACGCCCAGCACCCCGUCUCUCUCCUCACCCCCUUCGCUCACGGGCACCCUUCCCAAAUCACGGCCCACUCCUAAACCGCCCCGUCAAAGACCCAACCUGCCCCCUCCGCGGCCUCCGGGUACGUCGGGUCUGAGCCCGCAGCCUCUGGAGCAUCCGACGGGCCUGUUGGAUGGAUUGUCACCCGAGAGUAUGUCGACAGACUCGUUGUGUGAUCUGGAUAUUCCUGUGAUAAACGUGGAUCUGGGUGAAAUCCUGGAUGAAGGAUCUUGCUGGAACUCUGAGGUUCUGUUGGAGUCCAGCAGCAGCAAAGUGGAAUCAGAAGAAGAGUCAGAAAGCACGGCCCUAUGACACCUCUUUACCCACAAUCCAUUGCUCUCGGCCUUCAACGCACAAAUGACAUUCGGUUGUACGAUGCUACUGAUGCUGUCGCCUGCAUUUCCAUGUUAAUCCCAGAAAAUAUUCCUGCUGCAGCGACUGGAAAGAUCACAAAAGACUAUAAAAACAGGUCUGUACAAAAAAAACAUUGCUGGUGUGGUCCUGUCUUGUUUUUUUUUCUUUAUUUGCCUUAUUUAAGUUUUGCACUUUUUGCCUUGAACUUCUCCUAACAUUUGUUUGGGCUGUUGAACCGCUCACAACAGAAGAUAGAAAGUCUGAAGCUUCAAGACUCACAUCUACAGAGAUUUCAGAAGAAGGGCCAAUAGAUUGAGUUUGUGUUCAGAUUGUGAAAGUGCAGGAGUUUGUUAUACACAUACAUCACGAUGGACGUCUCUGAUACGAUUAUUUACAGUUUUCAGUGUCUCAUGCCACAAAGGUUUUAUUUUUAAGGUCUAUGGGGUUGUUUCCCAGACAGUGCUUAAGUCUAAUCAUAGAGAGAAAUGCUUGAUAAAUAAAAUCAGCUUGCACAAUAUCUUAACAUAUAACAGCGCCAUUUUUUUGACUCAAGAUGCACUCCAGUAAUGUUUUUUUGCAAGGAAUGUUUGUAAUAUAAUAUAAUAUAACUAAGGCCUAGUCCUGGCUUAAUCUAAACCCUGUCUGGAAAACCGCCCCAUUAUGUUUAAAAUAGUCAUAAAACAUCUCGUCGUUUCCUUACAUCCAGGAUAGUUGUGUUUGAACGCAAGAACAUGUUAUGAGCUCUUACCGGUCUGAUGAAGAGUAAUGAUGGUCAGUUACAGAUGCUUUACUAUAGUAAACUGAAGAGAUUUACUGUUGCACUGAAUGCUGGAGUAUUUGUAGUAAUAUCAAACGUUGAUAAAUGAAAGAAUAGAUCACAGUAAAUAUGAACGAAUAUAAAGAAGAAAGUGAAUGAUAUUAUACUAACCUGAAGUGUUGACUGAGCAGAUGUUGAAUGUGUUCUGGGUUGAUUUAACAUAGAUGAUACGCAUGAAAAACUCAUUUCUAUCUGUUGAUAUAUUUCACUGCUAAACAUAACUACAAAAACAUUUAUGUGCUUUUUCUUGACUCUUAAAUCAAAUAUUUAAGCUUUUGAUACCUGAAUUAUUCAUUCACAAACACACAAUGUUUAUCACUUCAACACUAGUAAAUAAUACAGUACAGUAUGUGAGAGAUGCACACACACUAGAAGAGACUGAAUGCUGACAUGAAAUGAUAUUUCCAGAUGUUUUAUGAGCAGAUGAUGGUUAGUAAUAACUUCUCUGUCCUCUGAUGUGUUUAUGUGUCACGCACUGCUGUGAAGUAUUAACAAGGCAAAACAGACCUGCUGUGUAUAUACUCUAUAGACAAACAAGAUCAAAGAUUUCUAAAGGCGUUCAUUUAUGAAUUUUCUCUCUCUGUGUAUACAGACAGAUAUUAUUUUUGCUUCAGACACAAUACUUGUACAGUACAUAGUAUACUAAUAUAUGAAUAUGCUGCGGUUCUCCUGGAGGUUUGUUGAUGAAUCUGUGUGUUGGAUUCAGAGAACAGAAUUGCGACAGAGAUUAAACAAUGAAGAAGUCACAAGUUUACCUCUUAUGAUCUGAAUGUUGUGCUGGUUGUGGUGAUGCAAUGUUUUCAUGUAGAUUCAGACCAAACACCAUUUGUAUGAUUCUGUUUGUUCAUUCUUUAAAGUCAACAUGAAACACGGAUCACAACCCUCUCAGAUGAUUUAGCAAUAUAAAGAUGAUAUUUAUGAAUGACAGGUGUUUCAAAAUAAAUCAUCCAUUAGGCAUUGAAAAGUCUUUCUCUAGAUGAAAUGUGAUGCUGGCUGUAAAUCAAAGUCAUUUCACAGACAGUCAAGUAUUUUCCACCAAUGAAUCUUUCUUCAUUUCAUCUUGACUUUAAUGAACAUCUUUUGUGUGUGUGUGUUUGUGGUUUUGAAUGAGUUGUAUAACUCUUGUAUGACUGUCGGAUAUAAAACAGACCUGUAUGAGUUUCUUUUUUUUUGGUAAUGUAUUGGUUUGAUCGAUCAGGGUAACUGUGUAAAUGGUGCAGAACCAAAAUGCAAAAGAGUCUCAAAACUCCAUCUUUCAUUUUUUACUUGAAGUAUUUUCCAGGUUUUUUUUUUGCUAAUCCAUCAGAGCAGAUCUUUCAUGAUGACAGCAGAUUAUUAGAUGUGAUGCUGGUAAUCAAUGUUGUUGUGUUUUCUCUACACACAUUUUGCUGUGCUGUUGUUUUAUGUUUAUUGGUUAAAGCUCAAUCUGAUCCUCUAUAACUCAAUUUGAGUUUUAUCAGCACAAGCAUGUAAAAGAGGAAAAGCUGCCUUUUAAAAGUGUAUUAAAGAUGAAGAUUUCCAGCAAAAUCAGGGCCUGAUAGAAUCGGCAGAUUAUAAUUUUAUCUGCUGAUUUUAAAGGGAAACCUGCAGAAUAGAUGUAAGAAACAUACUUCACAUUUAUGGACAGCUGAAAACAUGAGAGAGAUAUUGAAGAAGCAGAAGAUGUAACUGUAGAUUUUGAGAGAUAAAGAGAGAGAUGUAAUGUGGAUUGUAAUUGUAAUGUGGAUCUGAUCUCUGUAAACCUGCUGCAUGCUUUGCUUUCAUUCCUUAUAAUGUAUAUCAACUCCAAUCACUCUUUAUAAAUGCUGUUGUAGCUUGUUUGUCAAACAGAUAAAAACAAAUAUACACAAGCAACACAAAAUAUCCGCUGCUAUCAAAGUAACCUACUGCUUAUGUUUCCUGUACUGUCAAAUCUUAGAAACAGAAUAACAAUAUACAGCCGACUGCAUGCGACAUCAUCCUGAUUCUCUGUUCACGCUGACAGUGAUUUUAUUCUGGAGGAGGACAUAACACAUCAUGCACGACACAGAUGAUCAUGAUUUUGUAUUGCUGUGAGUGUGCAAAGACAAAAUAUGCAGUACAAACACACAACAUCUUAAACAUCGCUCACAGCCAUCACUAAAAACAUAAAACAUCACUGUCAGUGUAAACAGCCCUAAAGAAUUCACUUUAUAUUGGAUUGAACGCUGUACCACCACAUGAAGCUCUCCAACUCUUAAAUAAGUUUGAUUCAUGUCAGCGUCUCGUGCAUAUAUGACAGCAGUGUCUCAUAGUGAAAUAUUUAAUGAAGAUUUUUCCACCGCAUAUCUCUGUGUGUAUAUUAGUGUGGUGGGAUGUUAACUCAUGCAUGCUCUUUCAUUGUCAUGCACUUCUGUUCUGUCCGUUUAGUUUUACACUUGAACAAAUCGGGGCCAAUUAAAAAAUGCAGACUUUUACUCAGAGAAUAAUUUUCUAUGUUUUGUUGUUUUCAUGAGGAGGUUCUGUGUGUUAAAAUGUGUUAUAAAUGGAUAACUGGAAUAAUCUGAGACCAUCAAAGUCUCAUGCAGCUUCAAGAACAUCAUCUGAAUCAGAAUGUGAGCUGAAAUAAAAAACAAAUUAUUUAUGAA
Molecule: messenger RNA, 6860 nt
Organism: Misgurnus anguillicaudatus (oriental weatherfish)
Lineage: Eukaryota; Metazoa; Chordata; Actinopteri; Cypriniformes; Cobitidae
Gene: arhgap44b
Product: Rho GTPase activating protein 44b
Biological process (GO): modification of dendritic spine; regulation of actin cytoskeleton organization; signal transduction
Cellular component (GO): dendritic spine; presynaptic active zone; leading edge membrane
Molecular function (GO): GTPase activator activity; protein binding
Source: RefSeq, a predicted model, not a curated record